Molecule: messenger RNA, 2178 nt
Organism: Solea senegalensis (Senegalese sole)
Lineage: Eukaryota; Metazoa; Chordata; Actinopteri; Pleuronectiformes; Soleidae
Product: cortexin-1
Exons: 2
Coding region: 648-923 (91 amino acids)
Source: RefSeq, a predicted model, not a curated record
GGUGCUGAACACCUGCAGCUGCUGCCAGACCAUCAUUACCAUCAUCUUCAUUCCUCAUGUCACCUGUGACUCCUGCCUCCGAGGUUCCUCCAGUGAGAUAUUCCUGCAGACAAAGACUCUCCCGGUGUCUUUAGGAUAAAGACAUUAAGUUUUUUUUUUUUUUCACUAAAUCAACUCUGGGCGACAUGAGCCAAACCAUCUUGGUGAUGUGUGAACAAACAGUCCUCUGAGGCACACACAGCGAGCACUCUGAUUGAGCUAUGGAGCUACUCAACUGUGAUUUAUACCUCAAUUUAUAAUCACAGUAAAGCCCCAUCUAGGCUGCGAUUGGAUGACACUUUAAAUAUUGACAGAGGACUGUGCCGUUGAUUUUAAGUUGGAUUGGUGACAUUGGCUUUUCUUGGAAGUUUAUGUGUAAAAGUUAGCGGAAAAAAGAGAGGGAGGGAGGGUGAGAGCGGACUCAUGAAUACAGGCCAGGCAUCUUUAAACCUCACUGUACAUGCUUUUGUGCACCAGAAGGGUUUAACCCUAACCCCCCCGGGUUGUUUCCGCUGGAAUAGUUUCCGUGCAUCAAGGCUUGAAAAGCUUCACAAAAGCUGACCCUGCAGAGUUAUGCCAAUCACUGUAAACACUCUAUAUUCUCUAAAAUGAGUGACGCUAACUACUGGGUUGUGGACUAUGAGCUCUCCUCUCCUGCUCCGCCUGGGUUUCCCAGGGGCCCGACAGUGCUGCAGCCCACGGUGGAGCACCCAGAGCAGGGAACGGCCCUGUGUUUUGUGGGCCUCCUUGUGCUUCUGCUGCUCUUUCUUGUCGUACGCUGCGUUCGUAUCUUGUUAGACCCUUACAGCAGCAUGCCGGCUUCCUCUUGGACAGACCAUAAGGAGGGACUGGACAGAGGACAGUUUGAUUAUGCAGUGGUGUGAAGACGAUGAGGGUGAUGAGGAAUUUAGUUUUGUUUGUGUGAUGGUGUUUCAUAGCGAAAGAUCAAAGAAGCCAAAAUGUAUAUUUGUUAUGUUUGUUAGGCGUCAUGGAAACGGUCGUCUUCUACGAGAGCACAGUAUCAAAUCUUGAGGAAAUUCAUGGGGAAGGAAAGACACAACACAAGUAUUGCUUCCAGUUCCAUUUACAACAAUGAAUGUAUAAUCAGAGGCGUAUAGAGUGAGUUACAUUGUUAGACUGCAGCUUUCACAGUAACAAACUGCAGGAAGACGACAGUCUGUUUACAUUAUACAUUAUAAUGUGACUCCUGUUUAUCAUGUCAUUUUGUAUUUCUAUAAUGUUUUUACAAGUCCCAGGACUGGAUUAUAAGUAGAGGGCAGAGCUGCAGCAGCAGAAGUCUUGAUUGAAUAAAGAGAAAUGAAAUGAGUUUAGGGCAGACAUGGAAGUCAUUUAUUAAAGCCAAGACUGUAAACAUUAUAUCCUGAUAUAUUGCUGAGAUGUUAAAUGUUUCUCUCUGGGGAAGUUAAACCUCAGGCAAAACAUUAUUAGAUGUAAUAAUAUUUCUUUUUUUAAACUGUAAACCUUAUUUUUGUUGACUUUAUUGUGGCUCAUGCUAUUUUUUGUGUGGCUGUAGAACCACCUCUAAGAUGAUCCUCAGGUAAAAUGAACCAAAGCCUCUAUAAUUUGCUAAAUAAUCACUUGUCUAGCAGUAUUUAUGUCCUACAUUUUGAGCUAGUUCACUAAAAGUUUAAAACUCCUAACAGUGGAAACAGCACAUUUUAUUUCGGGCUUUGCUUUUUCAUUUUCGCAUCCCUUUAAGAGGCUUUUAACGCUUAGUGUGGAGACUGGAUGAAUAUUUUUCAUAUAAUCUUAUGAUUAUGAAAUGCAUGUAAACCAGUUUCCUUCUCCUAACCUUUUCUGUCUUUAAGUCCUGACCAGUGCACCAGCCAAAUCUGCACCAGUCAAACAGUGCCUGUAGCAAUAAGAGUUACGAUCUAUUUCAUACCAAUGAUGUGUUUGAAUGUCGUUUAUUUUGUAAGUUCACCGUAGGAUGAGGCCCUGUAAAAUGUGGCUUUAAAGUACAGUAUGGAUAUUUUACUGAUGUGAUGUGAUGAAAUGUUGUUUGUUUCCUCUGUGAUGACCGGACAAUACUGUUCCUGAAUGUAGACUCCUGCCUGUAAAUGAUUAAUGUUUCUUCUUUAAAAUGAUGUUCAGUUUUUAAUGAAAUAAAAAGCUUUU